UAGGUUGGAACGGUGGUAAGACUGCAAGUGAAUCAAUUACGGGUUAGCCAACAUGGAAACAAAUACAUAUUGUUGUAAACUUCAAUAUGGUUUUACUCGUUAAAAUUAAAGCUUUCCAGUGGAUUAUUAUAUACUUUUUAAAGAUAUGUUAGAAAAUUGUAUAUUCAAAGAGAGUGUGUUGAAAUAUCUUAAGAUUUCGUAUGUGUAUAAAUCAUAGUUUAGUAAUUAUAAAACCACAUAUUUGCUAUUUUCGUGACACAACAAUUGAUCAACUGUCGUAUACGAUUUUUAACCAAUUCUUAGAUAUAACAUUAUCAAUUCAAGAUGAAGAAGAAGGUUCUGUUGAUGGGUAAGAGCGGUUCAGGAAAGACUAGUAUGCGCAGCAUAAUUUUUGCCAAUUAUAUUGCUCGUGAUACACGUCGUCUGGGAGCAACAAUUGAUGUAGAACAUAGUCAUGUUCGAUUCCUUGGUAAUUUGGUGUUAAAUCUUUGGGAUUGCGGUGGUCAAGAAGCGUUCAUGGAAAAUUAUUUUGCAUCACAACGUGACAAUAUAUUUAGGAACGUAGAGGUUUUGAUCUAUGUUUUUGACGUAGAAUCCAGAGAACUAGAUAAAGACAUGCAUUAUUAUCAAAGUUGCUUAGAAGCAAUAUUACAAAAUAGUCCAGAAGCAAAGAUAUUCUGUUUAGUACAUAAGAUGGAUUUAGUACAAGAGGAUCAACGAGAUUUGAUAUUUAGAGAAAGAGAAGAAGAUCUGAAAAGACUUAGCUUGCCGCUUGAAUGUACUUGUUUUAGAACUAGCAUAUGGGAUGAAACAUUAUAUAGGGCAUGGUCAUCAAUCGUAUAUAUGUUGAUUCCAAAUGUGAAAGAGCUUGAACAGAGUUUGAAACAAUUUACAAAUAUUAUUGAUGCCGAUGAAGUACUCUUAUUUGAAAGGGCAACAUUUUUAGUAAUUAGUUAUUGUCAAAGGCAACAUCAUAGAGAUAUACAUCGAUUUGAAAAAGUUUCUAAUAUAAUAAAACAGUUCAAACUUAGUUGCAGCAAACUAGCGGCACAAUUUCAAAGUAUGGAAGUUAGAAAUACAAAUUUUGCAGCUUUUAUCGAUGUGUUUACAUCAAAUACAUAUGUAAUGGUUAUUAUGUCGGACCCUGCCAUCCCAUCAGCAGCAACAUUAAUCAAUAUACGUAAUGCACGAAAACAUUUUGAGAAAUUAGAGCGUGCUAGUCAGAGUUCGGCAUUAAGUAGAUAGAAAUCAGCUCGACCCAGGCGCGUUGUCACCCGGGUCCAGGCUGUUAAUCACUAUUGAAUCUAAGAGUCACUUUAAAAGAGAAUCAUCACAAUGAAGGUGCAUGAGAAGUUUCCUCAUUUAUUAAUUAAAGUAAAUCGAUAAUUUUGCUAAUGAAUGAAUAAUUUCAAUAUGUAAUUUGUGACAAAACUAUUAUUAAUACUGUCAUUUUCAAAGAAUCAUAUUGUAUUUCAGAAAAGAAUCUGAAUUUUUAGUUUAUUCUAUACAAAAUUUGAAAGAAUAUUUAAAAAUUUUGCUACGCAUGUACGUGUUAAUAAAUGAAUACAACAUAUAUAUAUAUAUAUAUAUAUAUAUAUAUAUAUAUAUAUACACACACACACACACACACACACACAUAUACAUAUACAUAUACAUAUACAUAUACAUACUUGUUAGUAUGAAAUUGUGCGCUAUUAGUAUCAUGUUAAGUGGACGUAUACAUAGUUGCUCGCUUAUAGUAAAUACCGUCUUGGCUCUUAGAGAUAAUACAUGGUUUUCUGGGUUAAGCUUUUUCCUGGUUCCAUGAUGUUAUGUAUUUUAUUUCUGUAUAGCAAUUAUUCUCUCUGGCCUGUUACAAAGAUAUAUAUUUUCUUAAAUUAUAUUUACUUGAUAUAAUAGUGUACAUAUAUACUUAUUAUAUAAACCGUGCUAUUGCAACAAUCAAGCUAACCGUAAUUGUAUCUUUCGAUUUAGAUAACGAUAAUGUUGAAUUAUACGUUAUAUUUUGUAUAAAAUUUUGAUUGUUACCUUUUGACAUACGGAAAGAAGAACAAAUAUUAAACAUGUAUGAAUUUAUUUACAGCUGUAUUUAUGAAGAAGUAAUAAAAGGAACAUGGAAUAAUAAAA
Messenger RNA from Bombus pyrosoma, 2127 nucleotides. It is a transcript of the gene RagA-B, whose product is annotated as ras-related GTP-binding protein A. Lineage: Eukaryota; Metazoa; Arthropoda; Insecta; Hymenoptera; Apidae. The transcript has 7 exons. The record is from RefSeq and is a predicted model, not a curated record. Gene Ontology annotation, biological process: positive regulation of TOR signaling; cellular response to amino acid stimulus; regulation of autophagy. Gene Ontology annotation, cellular component: Gtr1-Gtr2 GTPase complex; lysosome; nucleus. Gene Ontology annotation, molecular function: GTP binding; GTPase activity. Bases 325 to 1245 code for a protein of 306 amino acids.